Molecule: messenger RNA, 855 nt
Organism: Ogataea philodendri
Lineage: Eukaryota; Fungi; Ascomycota; Pichiomycetes; Pichiales; Pichiaceae
Exons: 1
Coding region: 1-855 (284 amino acids)
Cellular component (GO): proteasome core complex
Molecular function (GO): threonine-type endopeptidase activity
Source: RefSeq, a predicted model, not a curated record
AUGUCUAUUGCUGAUAUCGGGAAAAGAUUCACCUACAAGACUCAAUUCGAGCAAGAACUCGAAGAGGCAUCGUCCGAGUUUCAGAGACUCCAGCCAUCGCUCAACUCGCUGGCCCCAAGCAUCGCCGUUCCUCCUAUCUCACAGCCAACAGACUUCCUUAGAGCACACACAGAUUAUGACUCCAACUCCGAUUGUAAAAUAAGAAUGGCACACGGUACCACCACCUUGGCGUUUAGAUUCCAGGGUGGUAUCAUUGUGGCUGUCGAUUCGAGAGCUUCUGCCGGAAAUUGGAUCGCCUCCCAAACCGUCAAGAAGGUCAUUGAGAUCAAUCCAAUGUUGUUGGGAACCAUGGCCGGUACCGCGUGUGACUGUCAAUACUGGGAGACCUGGUUGGGUACCCAGUGCAGAUUGCACGAGCUCAGAAACAAAGAGAGAAUCUCGGUUUGUGCUGCUUCCAAGAUUUUGAGUAAUCUCGUUUACAGUUACAAAGGAAUGGGAUUGGGAAUGGGAACGAUGAUUUGUGGUUACACUCCAAAAGAAGGUCCUACCAUAUAUUAUGUCGAUUCCGAUGGAACAAGAUUGAAAGGCGACCUGUUCUGUGUUGGCUCUGGUCAGACUUUCGCUUACGGUGUUCUUGAUACUAAUUACAAAUGGGAACUGUCUGUGGACGACGCUCUUUACCUGGGUAAGAGGGCCAUUCUCGCAGCUGCACACAGAGACGCUUACUCUGGUGGUUCGAUCAAUUUAUUCCACGUGACUGAACAAGGAUGGGUGUUCCACGGAAACCACGAUGUUGGUGCCCUGUUCUGGGAAAUCAAGGAGAAAGAAAAGUCGUUCAACAACGUUGAAGCAUGA